GAAAAGAAAAGAAAAACAAAAAUAAAAAAUCUGUUGGGAAAGUGUCACACACUUCGCGUGUUGGUGUCGUUUCUGCUUUUUCUCUCACUACUCUCUCUAUCUUUCCGUCAUUGGCCGGAACCCUAAUUCGAUCUGCCGGAACCCGCACUCACCGUAAAUGAUUGUACGAUUGAGGAAUAGGUGAGAUCAGAGGGGCUGGAUUUCCUCGCCGAAUGGAGGGAGGUAGCGUCUUUAGAUUUUGUUUUUCUGGGAUAAUCCAUGGAUUAUGAUGACAAUGAUUUUCAAAGCCAGAAUCUCCAUAUACCUGGUGAAGGGAGCACAAAAUUUCCUCCUGUUUUGAGGCCUUAUGCUCUCCCUAAGUUUGAUCUGGACGAAAGCCUUCAAGGGCAUUUAAGAUUUGAUAGUUUGGUUGAAACUGAAGUUUUCCUUGGUAUUGAAAGUAACGAAGAUAACCAGUGGAUUGACGCAUACUCCCGUGGGAGUAGUGGAAUAGAGUUUGGUUCAACUGCUGCUGAAACUUGCUCUAUUUCAAGGCACAAUAAUGUUUGGUCUGAGGCCACUUCCUCAGAAUCUGUUGAAAUGCUAUUAAAAUCUGUUGGACAGGAGGAAUUUAUCCCAAGAGAAACUGAUAUACAGGAGUCUGAUGCCUUUGAUGAACUGGCAUGCUUAGCUAAGCAAAUGGAGCAUGAUCCAAAACCUGAUGAUAGAAAUGAAUAUAAAGAUAACGCUACUGAUUUAAAGCCACCAGGUUUUAUCCAUGAAAACUUGGCUGGUUUAAAAGAAGAAGAAAGAGAGCAGUCUCUGGCUGUAGUUUCCCAAGGUGAACUGUCCAUUGAUGGGAGUUUAAGUAAUCUGCCACCACAUGAUUUAUUGGGAAAUGAUGACUUGCCUGUAGCUAGGGGAAUUCCCAUUACCGAUAACAACAAUGAUGAUGCAAAUCAACAAAAAGUUGAGAUUGUGGCUGAUGGUUCUCUUGAAGAAAAAACUCCAGAGGACUCAGCUGCGUCUGGGCUGAAGAAUAGUAUUACUGUAACUUCUAUACAAAACAUCUCUUCUACUUGUGAAGUAUCAGAGAUUCAAAAUGUGCAGAAUCAUGUAGUUCACAUGGGUCACGAGGAGCAAAGUUCUUUACAGAUGCAAUCUAAGGAACACGAUUUGGAUUCUUUGGCGAUUAACAAAGAUUUUGAUGUUGAAAUUCGAACUUUGAAUUUAAAGGCAGUUGGGGGAGAAGAACUUCUUUCUGAUAAACCUCGUUGUUCAAUUCCUAUGGAAGAAGCAUUGGAAAGUGGCAAUGUAGUUGAAGGCUUGGAGACUUCUGGAAGUAGUUUAGGGGGGUCCUUGGGCAUGGUAUCUGAUGAUAUUUCUGGCUUGCAGAACACAGGAAGAUCCAGUGAAGAUGCAUGUUUCAGAGAUUUGUCUUCAGCCAAUGCAAAUGAAGAUACAAUUGUGGAUAAUCUAUCUGCUGUAAAUACAAGUGAUUCACCAAUUGUUGCAAUUAAAGAUAAUUCCAGUUCUGAGGGACAAAUAAUUGGGGUCAGCAAAUCUGACCAUAGUACUUGUCCUAAUUUUCAGAAGAAUACUGUUGAGACUACAUAUAGCGUAAACAGUGAUGCUAAGAAAAAUGAGUUAGCAAACAAUGGUAACCAGAUGGAUGUGGAGCUUUCAUUCAGUAAGUCAGAGGCAUCUAUUUCUGCUGUUGGGAAUGAUAACACUUCUACUAUUAAUGAAAGGAAUGAUGAUAAAAGGAAUGAUGAUAUCAAAGCAGGUGGUUUUGCAAGUUUAAGUUCAGUGAAUUCUACAACAUCAUGUAUUUUGGGUGAGGAAGCACAGGAAUGCGAAAAUGACGAGCCUGAGAGGCAGGGUGGCCAUGAAAGCUUUUGUCAAGAUAUUUCUGCCAUUGACCUAGUGAAUAAAAAGGCCACUACUGAUUCCAGCGUAAUGCAUUGCAAUGUUGACCAACCACAUCAUGUUGAUUGCGGAGUUAGUUCAUCAUCUCUUAGUACAGAUAACAUGGAAACUAGCUUGACUACUGCCAGAGUAUCAGAUGAUGUUGAGCCUGUCAAUAAUUCAGAUGUUACACUACCUAGUAGAGUUGUAUCCACACAUGGAGUUACAGAUCACUUUGAAGUUCAAGGAGUGAUGCUUGUUGGGUCUGCUUCUAUUGAUGAAAAGGACAAAGCAGAAGCUACCGUAGCCAAUGAAGCAAGUGCUGAAACUACCUUAGCUAAUGAAGCAAGCGCUGAAGCUACAGAAACCAAUGAAGCAAGNGCUGAAGCUACAAAAACCAAUGAAGCAAGCGCUGAAGCUACAGAAACCAAUGAAGCAAGUGCUGAAGCUAAAAUAUGCAUUGAAUUAAGCUCUGAAGGUAAAAGAGCCAAUGAAUCUAGCUCUGAAGCUAAAAUAGUCAGUGAUGUAAGUUCUGAAGCUAAAGUAGCAUAUGAAGCAAGUUUAGCACUUCCUGUUGGGUCGUCUGAACAGGAAACUGCUCCUUGUCCUGAUACUGGAACUAAAAAAUUACAUUUUUUGGAUACAUCAAGGCAACCAUUGUACGAGACAAUAAGCAGUUGUGUGACAACUGCUUCUGGAAAGAUGGAUAAACCUCAUGAGACAACAAGUGAUAAGGCUGAUCAGGAAUGCGCAAAAGAGGCUGGUGUGGCUCCAGUUCUCCAUGAAUCGAUAGAGAUGCAGGGUGAUGAAGUUUCCAUUUCUUUUACCAAGGAUGACAAGGAGGCAAUACCAGAGUUCCAUGACAAGUCAUCCUCAAAAGUAUCAGGUAAAGAUUUAUUGGGAAAUGUAGGUUCCAAAUCUUCUUUGGCUGAUUCUUGCACCAAGUUGCAUGAAACGGGAAGCAUUCCUGCCAACCAUACUGAUAAUGCUUGUGGUACCUCUGUUAAUUUUCAAAGCCAACCUGAAACUGAAAAAGACGUGAAUCAAGUUAAGGCUUCCGGUCAUCUAAACCCUUCAAUUUCUGAAUGCAUAAAGGCGGAUGCAUUGAACAUGUCAACGGAUAAUGAUCCUAAGGGGAAUGGUGCUUCUAAUGACGAGAGAAGCUUAGCUCCUGUGGCAAAUUUGCCCAAAAAAAGUGUUUCAGGAAAGACCACCAAAGGAACAAAUUCUGGCAAGAGGCAACGAGCUGCUGCCAACCAAGCUUCAAUGAAGGUUGGAGAGGAAUCUCCACUGGCUUCUGUAGUAGGUGCUCCCAAAACCAAAGUUACGGGAAAUAUCUCCCUUGGGACUCCACAAAUAUCUGAUGGUGUCAUGGCACUCACUGUGUCUCAAGGAACACCUGAACCCAAACCUAGGCGAUCCUCUAAUAAGACAGCUGGAAAGGAAACUUCUAGGAAAGGAAAUAAAGGAAAAAGUCCAGGAAAACAUUCAGAAAGAGGGGAUAGAUCAACUAGCUUGUCUUUGAGCCCGUCCCCUGGUUUCCAGGUGAUGCAAUUGAAUGAGGUGCAGCAAUACGGGCAUGUUGAUUCUGUCAGUACAAAGCAAUUUGCUAUUUUAAAUGCUUCCACUUCUAGCCUUCCAGAUUUGAACUCUUCUGCUUCUCCACCUGUUCUGUUUCAACAGCCUUUCAUGGAUAUUCAGCAAAUACAAUUGCGUGCACAGAUCUUUGUCUAUGGAGCAUUGAUUCAAGGCAUGGUACCUGAUGAGGCCUAUAUGAUAUCAGCUUUUGGGGGCCCAGAUGGUGGAAGGAGUAUAUGGCAGAAUGCCUGGUCUUCCUGCAUGGAGAGGCAGCAUGGUAAAAAAUCUCAUCCCAUGAACCUGGAAACGCCUCUGCAAUCAAGAUCCGGUGCAAGAACCACUGAUGUAGCGGUUAAGCAAAAUGCACUUCAAGGUAUCUCUUCACCUCUUGGUGUAGCCGGCAACAAGGCUACUCCUACAAUUGCGAACCCAUUAAUACCCAUUUCAUCACCCCUUUGGAGUUUACAAACUCCUUCCUGUGAUUCCCUUCAAAGUGUCCUUGCAAGAGGUUCUGUUGUGGAUUAUUCACAGGCACUUACUUCGCAUUACCAAACCCCUCCUUUCAGAAACUUUCUGGGACACAACACAUCUUGGUUAUCCCAAACCCCCCUUCGUGGAUCAUGGACUCCAAUUCCUGCCUCUGAGAGCAACACUUCCCAUAUUUCUGCGUUACCUCUUACUGAUACAAUUCAGUUCAAUUCUGUCAAAGGAUCAUCUGUUCCUCCAAGUAUUAAAAAUGCUCCUCUUGGUCUGCCAGCUUCUAGUGCAGGCGGGCAGAGUGUCUUUUUGGCAACUACCCCUCUGCAUGAUACAAACAAUGUUAUGGUAUUAAAUGCUCAGCAUUCUUCAGAUCCGAAACCCAAAAAAAGAAAAAAAAGUAUGGUGUCUGAGGAUCUUGGGCUGAAAGCCAUGCAUUUGCAGUCUCAACUAGUACCAACUCCUGUUGUAAGCAGCCGUAUAUCUACUUCUGUUGCCACUGCAACCCCUGUUGGGAGUGUGCCCAUAGCUACUGUUGAAAAACCAGUUGUGUCUGUAACUCCUCUAUCUCUUGCUGAACACGUCACAAGUGACUGGAAUGUUAAGAUGAGGAUUUUGUCAGAUGAGUCUCUUAUAAAAAUUAAGGAGGCUAGAGAGAAUGCUGAGGAAGCUUCUGCUCUUUCUGUGGCUGCUGUGAAUCAUAGCCUGGAGAUAUGGAAACAGUUGGACAAACAAAAAAAUUCUGGACUAGUGUCAGAUAUUGAGGCCAAAUUAGCAUCUGCUGCAGUAGCAGUUGCUGCUGCUGCUGCUGUUGCAAAGGCAGCUGCUGCUGCUGCCAAUGUUGCAUCAAAUGCUGCAUUGCAUGCAAAAUUAAUGGCUGAUGAAGCAUUAGUUUCAUCUGGUUAUGAGAGUUCUUGCCAAAUUUCUUGUUCAGAGGGUAUGAAUAACUUAGGAAAAGCAACCCCUGCAUCCAUCUUGAAGGGUACUAUUGGAACCAAUAGCUCUAGUUCUAUCAUCGGAGCUGCGAAGGAGGCUGCAAGGAAGAGAGUGGAAGCUGCUUCGGCUGCUAGAAAACGAGCUGAAAAUAUGGAUGCUAUUGUGAAGGCUGCUGAGCUGGCAGCAGAAGCUGUAUCCCAGGCUGGAAAGAUUGUAACUAUGGGUGAUCCUUUGGCAUUAAAUGACUUAGUAGAAGCUGGUCCAGAGGGUUGUUGGAAUGCAGCCCGAGAAUCAAGUCAGCAAAUUGGCUUGUUAAAAGACAUGACCAGUGGUCUGGUUAGCGGUGACAUUAUUGGAGAUAGACCUGGAGCUUCCCAGAUACGUAAUAGAGAUAUUUCAUCUGAUGAAAAGGGGAAGACUGCUGCAAGAGAGAAUUCACCUUUUCAUACAGCGCAGAGUGAGAUAUCUCAGGACCAUAUGAAAGGCAUUUAUGGCUUUUCUUCUAUUAAUGUCAAUGAAAAGAGUUCAAAAGGACCAAACCUCGUCAAUCCCAUUGACGAGCUUCCUGAAUCUGAGAUUGAAAUGCAGGCUGCUUCCACAGCUGGCAAUAUACCUGAAGAUGUGGAGGAAGAUCGCAUAAAGGAGGGCUCACCUGUAGAGGUUUUCAAAGAUGGAGUAGGAUUUAAGGCAGCAUGGUACAAAGCCAAAGUAUUAAGUGUGAAGGAUGGUCAAGCUUAUGUAAGCUACGAUUUGCCUGUAGAUGAUGAAGGUGCUGGGCCUUUGAAGGAAUGGAUUUCACUUGAAGGUGAAGAAGACAAACCUCCCAGAAUACGCAUUGCUAGCAAUAUUACUGGUUUGCGUAAUGAAGGGACGAGGAAGAGACAAAGGGCAGCUAUGGUAGAUCAUAAUUGGUCUGUUGGGGAUAGGGUUGAUGCAUGGGUAGAAGACAGCUGGCAGGAGGGUGUUGUCACAGAUCAGAACAAGAACGAUAAAACAAUAACUGUUCACUUCCCAGUUAGUGGAAAAACAUCACUUUUCAGAGCUUGGCAUCUACGUCAAUCUUUUAUUUGGAAGGAUGGGAAAUGGAUUGAGGCUCCCAAGGCUGGUGCAAAUGACAGUUCUACGCAUGAGGGUGAUACACCUCAUGAAAAACGACUCAAGUUAGGUAGUCCUGCAGUAGAGGUAAAGGGUAAGGACAGGAUUCUGAAAGGAACCACUGCCGUGGAGUCAGCAAAUCCUGGCGAGUUCAGGUUACUGGACUUGACUGAAAAUAAUAAGGUGUUCAAUAUUGGGAAGAACAGCAAGAAUGAAAAUAAAUCUGAUGCACACAGAAUGGUAAGGACUGGUCUUCCAAAAGAAGGACCAAGAGGGAUUUUUGGUGUUCCUAAACCUGGGAAGAAAAGGAAAUUUAUGGAAGUAAGCAAGCAUUACGUUGCUGAUGGGACAAGUAAGAUCAACGAUGGAAAUGAUUCGGUUAAGCUUUCAAAUUUCCUGAUACCUCAAGGUACCGGUGGAUCACGUGGGUUGAAAAACACCUCAAAAAAUGAUACCAAGGAAAAACUCGGAGCUGGCUCCAGGCCUGCUUUUAAGUCUGGAAAACAGCAGAGUGUUUCGGGGAGAGUGAUCCCACCGAAAGAAAACACUUUAUCAACCUCUCGUACUAAUGAUAUGACAAGUCGUACAGAAAGGAUCAAGGAUUCUUCAAGUCAUUUUAAGAAUGUAUCUCAGAGUGAAAAUCAGGUGGAAAGAGCGUCCUAUUCUGGGAACGUUGGAGCUGGGGUUGGACCAAUCUUGUAUUCGUCCCUUGAGUCUUUAACUGAUUCUCAUUCCACUAAAAAGACAUUAACAUCAAGAGCAAGUAAAGGAAAACUUGCACCUGCUGCUGGUGGAAGGUUGGCUAAGAUUGAUGAGGAAAAAACCUUCAAUGGAAAUCCUGUGAAGUCAACAUCUGAUAUCGCUGAGCCUCGUAGAUCUAAUCGCAGGAUACAGCCAACUUCUAGACUAUUAGAAGGACUGCAGAGCUCUUUGAUUAUCUCAAAGAUUCCUUCUGCUUCACAUGAAAAGGGUCACAAAAACCAGAAUCGGAAUAUUUCUAGGGGGUAACCAAGGUUAAACGAGAAGUUGCUAUAUGCGGUUUAGUUGGAAGAACAAUACACUCGGCAUAGAUGUGUAUAUUUAUUUAUAAUAGGGAACAUAGGAAUGGAAAUUCUUGUUUCCUUUGUUUUAGGCAGACUAGUCAAGUAGAUGUUUAUAUGAUUUUAUGUUGUUUACAAAAUGAUUAAAUUUGAUCCUGUAGGCUGUAUAUGGAAUUUAUCCAUGUUGACUUGUUCAUAGAAAGGUUUGUUGAUAUGAUCAAAUGGUAAAGUCAUGUUCCUCUUCUCCUUUGGAUA
Vigna radiata var. radiata (mung bean) is the source of this 7268-nucleotide messenger RNA. RefSeq lists its product as uncharacterized. NCBI's taxonomy places the organism in Eukaryota, Viridiplantae, Streptophyta, Magnoliopsida, Fabales, Fabaceae. The coding region runs from base 259 to 6981 and encodes 2240 amino acids. The record is from RefSeq and is a predicted model, not a curated record. The transcript is spliced from 16 exons.